AUGAGUUUCAAAGAGGGAGAAGUGGGGGUGAGUGGGAGAUCGGAGAGGGCUGAGAGGUAUAGCUUUGAACAAGAGGAAUAUAAACAAAGAGAUCACCAGCGCGCAACACCACCCGUGCCUGAAGCUGAGGCCGCAGUCACUUACUCGUAUUUCCAGACCACAUCUGUCAUUUAUGUUAGUAUUGUUCCCGCUAUUGAUAUCACAGGCAAUACUAUCAUUGCCACUAAUAUUAGAGCUUCCAUUUAUAAUACUGCUACUAUAACUCCCACCUUUCUAAGAAGGGCGUCAAGGCGGUACAAGGGCGCAAGCAAACCCAGGGGCGUGAGCAACCGCAACGCAGGACUCAAGUGGCUGAAGGCGCACGCUUCUGAGGGGGUCAUUUACUUCGCCGACGACGACAACACCUACGACUACAGGAUCUUCCAGGAGAUCCGGGUGACGCGGCAGGUGUCCAUGUUCCCGGUGGGCCUCGUGACCCGCCUGGGCGUCUCCUCGCCUAUCGUCGCCGAGGGCAAGGUCAUCGGCUUCUACGACGGCUGGAUCGCCGGCCGCAGGUUCCCCGUGGACAUGGCGGGCUUCGCCGUCAACCUCAAAUUCUAUCUCGAGAGAAACGCGCCUUUGAUGCCUUACAGCGUGGGUUUUGAAGAGGACGGCUUCCUGAAGGCACUCAACUUCAGCCCCGGCGACAUCGAGCCGCUGGCCGACAACUGCACCAAGAUCAUGGUGUGGCAUACGCGGACUGUCAAGAGCCUGCCAGCCGUCAAGAUGCCAGACUCAGACAAGGUCCUGAAGACGAACCUCCGGCGCCUCAGGAGUCAGAUGGUUUUCCAGAUGCCUUUCGGGGUGUCCUAGAGCCAAGCUCGGCGAGGCGCCCGCGUGUGUGGCAAUGUCUCUGCCGGCUCGUCGUCCCUCUCGGUUAGGUCUCUUUAAUCGGCGCUGUUAUUACUCACUUACUGUUUGGGAUCGUUAGGAGUGGUUAUUUUAUUCGUUUGUAUUAUUCACUGACGUUUUAAUUAUUAUUCGCCUUUUAUUCGUUAUUAUUAUUGUCACUUAUUCGCUUCUAUUUUUUUUUUUUCGUUGAUUAUUCGGCUAUUAAUCGUGUUUGUUAUCGUUCAUUAUUCACUUUAUAUCAUUAUUCAUUCAUUAUUUAUUCAUUAUUUAUUUAUUCAUUAGUUCAUUGUUAUUAUUUUAUUUUAAUGCGAUUAUUUGUUUAUUUCACUUUUACUAUUUGUCUUCAAGUUUGGUCCUUUUAAUGUCUGCAAGUUCGUUCGCCUUUUGUGCCUUGAAAUAUCUAUUACUUUGUUCAUUUAUCUAUUCAAUAACAAAUGUAUUUAUUUAUUUGUUAAUUCUUAUCUUAAUUUCAUAUAUCAUAACACUAAUUGCACUCUAUUCUAUUAAUCUGUUUAUUAGUUUACCUCCAUAUAUCGUAUUUUAUAUCACAGAAUCAAAGAGAUUUUUCCCUCCAUUAGUCUCAUUAACGGACGAACUUUAAAACCUUCCUGGUGACGUUUUCUUACCAUCUCUUACCAGGAAGAUAUCGUUACUGAAUCAUUACUAGUACUAUUAUAAUUCUUAUUUUCAUUAUCAUUAUUAUCUUUAUUGUCUAUUAUUAUUGUUGCUAUCAUUAUU
Messenger RNA from Penaeus chinensis, 1629 nucleotides. Its product is annotated as galactosylgalactosylxylosylprotein 3-beta-glucuronosyltransferase P-like. Gene Ontology annotation, biological process: chondroitin sulfate proteoglycan biosynthetic process; carbohydrate metabolic process. The record is from RefSeq and is a predicted model, not a curated record. Lineage: Eukaryota; Metazoa; Arthropoda; Malacostraca; Decapoda; Penaeidae. Gene Ontology annotation, cellular component: Golgi membrane. The coding region runs from base 1 to 852 and encodes 283 amino acids. The transcript is spliced from 6 exons. Gene Ontology annotation, molecular function: galactosylgalactosylxylosylprotein 3-beta-glucuronosyltransferase activity.